CUUCGGGUGUCGGGUAUUUGUCUUAGCAACAAGAGAAAAGUAACAAAGAGUGCCCCGUUCCCAGGGUUCCUGCCUCUGUGGGACUUCUGUGCUUGCCCGUGUCACUUACUGUCAGUUUGUAUCUGCAGGCUCAACACCAGGCUGGGACUGGGAGGCGUUCGCUCUCGAGUUGGGGUCCAGCACAGCCCUCUCAGCCAGCCAGCACGCACCACCACCUUCCAGCAGAGAUUUGAUGCCCGGCAGAAGAUCGGCCUGGCAGAUGCCCGCCUCAAGCUGGGAGUCAAGGACGCCCGGGAGAAGCUUUUGCAGAAUGAUGCCCGGUUUCGGAUCAAAGGGAAAGUGCAGGAUGCCAGGGAGAUGCUGAACUCCCGGAAGCAGCAGAGCACAGUGCCACAGAAGCCCCGGCAGGUGGCUGACGCCCGCGAGAAGAUCAGCCUGAAGAGGAGCACACCUGCCACCUACCCGAGCUUGCCCGUGGGGACUGUGACCCCUGCCUUGAAGCUCACCAAGACUAUCCAGGUUCCGCAGCAGAAGGCCACGGUGCCCCUGCAUGUCCAUCCCGCUGGAAUGAGGAUCAAUGUUGUCAACAACCACCAGGCCAAACAGAAUUUAUAUGACCUGGAUGAGGAUGAGGAGGUGACGGCGCCCAUCCCUUCUAAGCAGAUGAAGUUUGCAGCCUCUGGCAGCUUUCUCCACCCUGUGGCUGGGCUGAGCAGUUCAAAGCUCUCCGUGUCCAAGGCCCUCCCUCUCACCAAAGUGGUUCAGAAUGAUGUCUACACCGCUCCUACUUUCCCUGCCUCUGUUCGAACAAAAGCCUUGAUCAACAUGUCCCGGACGCUGGUGAACAAGGAGGAGCCCCACAAAGGGCUGCCACCUGCUGAGCCUGUCCUCAGCCCCUUGGAAGGCACCAAGAUGACUGUGAAUAAUCUGCACCCUCGAGUCACCGAGGAAGACAUUGUUGAGCUUUUCUGUGUGUGCGGAGCCCUCAAGAGAGCACGGCUGGUCCAUCCCGGGGUGGCAGAAGUGGUCUUUGUAAAGAAGGAUGACGCCAUUACCGCAUAUAAGAAGUACAACAACCGCUGUCUGGACGGGCAGCCUAUGAAGUGCAACCUCCACGUGGACGGGAACGUGAUCACCUCGGACCAGCCCAUCCUGUUGCGGCUGAGUGACAGCCCCUUGGUGAAGAAGGACAGCGAGCUGCCUCGGAGGCUGACCUCAGCCUCCUCUGCCAACCCACCUACCGAAGUGGACCCGGACACCAUCCUGAAGGCGCUCUUCAAAUCCUCGGGGGCCUCUGUGACCACGCAGCCCACAGAGUUCAAAAUCAAACUCUGAGCAGGGCAGGGCGGCACGGAGCAGGGCAGAGGAGGGCGGCCCUGUUCUGGCCCAGCUGGUGACCGGCGGGCAUUGAACUGCAGCCCCUGGCGUGGGAAGGGUUGCCAGGAUUGAGCUUCCUUGCCGGAUGGGACCCGCCCUUCUGUGUUGUGUCCACCUGUGCUGUUUGUGUGUCCCCACUUCCUAUAGUACGUCCUUCCCUUCCAUCUGUCACCCCCUGGGCAGGGUGUGUUUUCUCGGGGUGACCCUGCCCUGCUCCCCUUGCUGGCUGCUGACCUGAAAGCAGUGUGCUCACUUGCCUGGACAGCUCUGUGCUGCCCCUGAGUGUGGGACGGGACUGUGAGAUACCGCUACUUGGCCUGGAGCUCUGCUGAUAGGGGCAGGGGCAGCUCGAGAGCAGUGCCACUAGCCCAGCACCCACCUGCUUGGUGGCAGUAGCUCUAGUGAACUCAGAGCCUUGUCCCUCAUCACGGCCUUCCGUUCUGCAGGGCUUUGGCUCUGGGCUGCCUAUGUUGGGAGAUGCUGCUUUAUUCCUGGCUCUGCCUUUCCAGGCCAUGGUUGUCUACAGGGCAGAGCCAGGGUUGCCAGCAGCAUGUAUCUGUUCAGCUGCCACUGGGGGGCACUGUCUCUGAUACUGUGAGUGACCCGUCUGUCACCUGUUGGCAGUGGGGAAAUGGGAGGUGAGGAGCAGGUGGGCAGGCUUGCCCACAGGACUGCAGGACAUGGUGUCAGUCGCUAGAAAGGACUCCAACUGGUAAGGCUGUGGCAGGUUAGGAGCAGGUUCUGGGAGCCACAUAGAUCGAGUAUCGCGUGCCGUGAGGGGCAUGAGCCUGGGAACAAAGGGAGCCUGCUGCCUGAGCUUCGCAUCUGCCGGCCAGGCAGAAUCCAGUUUGCCCUUAAUUUCUGUGCUCAGAUCUGAGGCUGCCCACACCGGGGAACCCAGUACAGCGGCCUAGUGGCUUCACUUGCCGUUCCUGAGUGUGUGCUGCUUUUCUCCUACAACCCAUUCCAACAGGACAGACAUCUGUCCCGCUUCACCCUCCUGGCCCAAGACACCCAGAAGGCCCACGGUCCUGGCUUGUGUAUUGGGGACAGUUGGAGCCCUGCUGGGCCUUGGCUUCGAGUAGCAAUGUGCACACCCUGCUUGUGUGCCCUGCCUCCCUUCCCCUCCCACCCCUGCCAGUGGGCUCUGCUCACCAAGCUCCUGGCCAAGUGGUCCGCCAGGAGGUCGGCACCUGUCACCUGCCCUGUCCUGUGGGAUGUUACCUUGGCCACUGGAAAGAAAGCUCUGGACAGCCCUGUGUUGUUCUCACUUCUCCUGCAUUGUUCACUUGUUCUGUUCAGAAGGCGAGGAGGCACGUUAAGGGGUGGAGGUGACUGUGUAUUACUUACUGUUUC
Messenger RNA from Fukomys damarensis (Damara mole-rat), 2733 nucleotides. It is a transcript of the gene Poldip3, whose product is annotated as DNA polymerase delta interacting protein 3. Gene Ontology annotation, biological process: mRNA export from nucleus. Gene Ontology annotation, molecular function: mRNA binding. The annotation marks the transcript as partial. NCBI's taxonomy places the organism in Eukaryota, Metazoa, Chordata, Mammalia, Rodentia, Bathyergidae. Gene Ontology annotation, cellular component: nucleus. The record is from RefSeq and is a predicted model, not a curated record. The transcript has 8 exons.